GGGGGAAGUGCUUCCGGGGAAACGGGCCCCGGGUUGGUGUUUGUAAACUUGCCUCGGUCCCGGCGGGGGCAGCGGCGGCCACGGGGUUGGCACGGGGUGCUGGGGCCUAGAGGACGCGCCGCGGCAGGGGCGACAGCAGGAGGCCGCGCCUGGCAGGUUGCUGAAACAGAUCGGGAACUUCAUCGACAGAAUUCAGUUGGAAGACGAAGACUGGCAGACUCUUUUUCUUCAGACGUUAGGCAGGAGCCAAGUGGAGACCGGGGAUUCUUGGAACAGCUAUCUUCCCUUUGGAGGACACUAAAUUCUAUUUGAAGACAAAGGCAGUUCAAUAUGGCAGCAGGACUGAAAGGACACAAAGGAGUUGUUACAGUGAUUUGGUGACAGUUCUUCAAACGAAAGUGUCUUAAGGAAAGGUGGAUCAAGAAACUCCUGAACUUUUGGGUUGCUUUAAGUGAGAAAUCAGCAUGGCUCAGGCAAGUCUCCUGGCUUGUGAAGGCCUAGCAGGUGUGAGUUUGGUUCCCACUGCAGCCAGCAAGAAGAUGAUGCUGAGCCAGAUUGCCAGCAAGCAGGCCGAGAAUGGAGAGCGGGCAGGUAGCCCUGAUGUGCUGAGGUGCUCGAGUCAGAUGGACUGUGAGUUUAGACUCGAUUUGUGUUCAAAGGGCCACCGAAAAGAGAGCGAUAAGUCCAGGAGCCGCAAAGAUGAUGACAGCUUGGCCGAGGCCUCUCAUUCAAAAAAGACUGUUAAAAAGGUGGUGGUAGUGGAACAAAAUGGCUCUUUUCAAGUAAAGAUUCCCAAAAAUUUUGUUUGUGAACACUGCUUUGGAGCAUUUAGGAGCAGUUACCACCUCAAGAGGCACAUCCUUAUUCAUACCGGCGAGAAGCCAUUUGAGUGUGAUAUAUGUGAUAUGCGCUUCAUCCAGAAGUACCACCUGGAGCGCCACAAGCGUGUACACAGUGGGGAAAAGCCCUACCAGUGUGAACGGUGUCAUCAGUGUUUUUCUCGGACAGAUCGAUUACUCAGACACAAACGGAUGUGCCAAGGGUGCCAGUCCAAGACUUCCGACGGGCAGUUUUCUCUAUAGGCGCAAGGGGCCCUGGGUGGUGGGAGUGAUCAGAAGAAUCUACUGAAGAGCGCAUCCCCUCUGGUCUGAUGGUCCCACCACCACCCCGUCUGUACCUGUCCCCCUCCUGGAGGAGUGGACCCAGGAGACCAGAAGAGUGCUUCCGGGGACAGUGGCCCCAGAGCCUGAGCUCUGUAAAUAAUCUGAGACUAUGAGUAUCUCGGGGGAGUUCCUCCAGCAUUCCUGGGUAGGGAAGCUAGUCCCUGGACCCUUGGCUCUGGUCAUGGUGGGGACUCAAGGUACAGGACCAAGACUGAAGUGUGGCUCUCACAACCUUGGACUACAGCUGGCAGCUGAAAUGGAAAAGAUUGGGGAGAGGGGUUUGUCUGUCUGUUCUGUUCUUGUUUUUGUUUAUCCAAAAGCAAUUUCAGCAGGUGCACUGUGGAUACAGGUAAUCUGGAGGCAGAGAGUCCUAGUUCAAACUAGGGACUACGGCUUGUCCAGCCCUCCCCCAAAAUGGAGUUUUUAGUUGCAGUUGAUCCUCAAUGUUCCACAGCCCUGCACCUCACUUCCUGUUUGAAGGAGAACAGGAUCAGGGACGGCAGCUGAGCUUACUUUGGCCUCAUACACUGUAGGGACAAAAGGAAGAAUGGGGGGAGGAGCAGACAAGGGCUGGAUCCAAGCAGAGUGGCCAGGUGCCUCUUAUCUCCUCCAGGGAAGAGCGAGAGUUGUGCCCAUGGGUGUGGUGAUGGCCCAUGCCACACUGGUACCUAAUGGGGUCAGCUCAAGUGCCUUUGGGAGGAAACUUGGGUGAGAGUGGCCCAUGAAGCCCUUUGUUUCUCUCUUUGGGAAGUUGAUCUUGGAGAUAGUUUGUGGCUACCUCGCUGCCAUUGACUCCUAAGCCAGACAGAGGUGUUGACAGGGAGUCAUGGAUGUCAAAAUGGGUUCUCUCUCCUUGUGCCCUCUUAGAAACAACCCAAGACUAGUCCCAAGUUGAGUAACAACUGUUGAAGUAACAAAGGGAUUUGGUGUCCCCUGAGAUGCCCCUUGAGCAGGAGGAGCGGUUCCCCCUGCCCAAGUCCUAUCACUAUAUUCAGGUAGAGGAAGUAGGGGUCUGGCCUGUGGUCCCAAAGAACAAGGUCUUGGCUUCCUUCUUGAUGGCCAUCCCUACCCAACAAAGAACUGGGGGGAGGAAGUGCAGCAGAGAAAGGACUGAGGAAGAAACCUAACGUAGGUUUUAUUCUUAACCAUAUUCUUUGCUCCUCUCUGCUCCAACACCACUACCCUAUCCACCCCCAAAAAAGUGAUCAGGGGUGUGUGUGUGUGUCUGGUAUGUGAGUGUUCAUGUUUGUAUGCUUGGAGAUGGCAUAUUAUUGAGCCAAACCCUUCUUUGGCCCUCAACUUAGGGGAGGAUGAGCAUAAAACAUCCUCUCCCCCCUCCCCCAAACCUGAAGGGUGCUUGAGGUUCCGGCAGGAGCUGGGGAACUCAAUUUAGGGGACUGGAGGGCUUUGUUUUAGAGGGUUUUUUAAGAUUGAUUCAGCAGGCUGGUGGUUAGGGUGUUCCUAACCCAAGCCAGGGCUUGUGAACAUGAAUUUUUUAAAAGUGAAAUAAAAAACUGUUCCUGCUAAGGAAAGGGUCUUAUGGGAGGUUUUGGGGGUUUGGUUGACCCCCACUGGGCCUGCCCUGACCUGUGGGGUGAGUAAUCAUGGAGACUGGGUGAACCUGACCAGGUUGUCAGUGGGGAUCUGAGAUGGCAACCUCCAGAAGGUAUGAUUGCAUUUCCCAGAAAAUGUAGAGAAUCGCAGCAUACUCCCAACUGUUACCUGUUCCAGAGGAGAUGGGGGCAGGGGGCGGUCGUCUGUACCUCCGAGUGGUGAGGAUUUCAGGGGAGAAGAAAAGAGGCUUGGCACCCUUUAGAUGGUCCCUGAUGGCAUCAAGAGCCUUGGGGGAGACGCUGGGAAUGUGUCUGCCGUUAUGCUGGCACUCCCAUCUGAGGUGGUCCAGGACCUGGACCUCAAUCCUUGGAUUUGCCCUGUGGUUCCUGCAGGCAGAGCAUCUUUCUCCGUGGGAGCCAGCCCCCUUCCUUUUUAAGGGCUCUGCGGGGCUGGAAUUUGUCUCUCAUGCACCUCUGGGAAUAUAUUCUGGGAAGGAGGAUACAUUUAGAAAACUGUCCUCCCAAGAGUGGCUUUGAAAGUGAGAGGCCUCUCCCCCUGCCACUUGCAGCUAAUCUGUUUAGGGUGGGGUUGUGAGUGGAGAGACUCACAUGAGUGAUCUGUGCCCUUACCUUGUGUGAGUGUGUGUUUAGGUCAGAAUGUGCCCUGGCCCCCUGCAGCCUGCAGCUUCCUGCCUGGGUGGGUGGGAGAAAGGGCACUUCUGAACGUCUGUGCAAAGGGCCAUCCAGAACCGCCCCCGCCGAGGAUCGGGUGUGGGAGAAACUCAGGAGCAGGUGGUUAGUUCAGUUGUCCAGGUGCUGGUAUUCUGGGGCUGUUGAUGUGUGUGGAGAGGAGCAAAGAGGUCAAAGGAGUGACGAGUGACGUAGGGCCCAGAGGACCCAGGAGCCCCACCUAUACCCCAGGGAAACCACAGACUAAGACCGCUGCAAAGGCUCCUGGGCCCGAUGCCCCGCCCUCCUUGCUGGGGUGGGGUCUAGCACUGGAAAGAUGCCUCAGGUGUGUUGGGAGUGAAGGGAAAGGGAGACAGGACAGGCUCUCAGAGACCAGGAGGUGGAAAUUGGGACCUGGGGAAGAGUGGGCCAGUUCCUAGGUGGCCAGCCCUGCCCUUCCCAGCACCCCAAGUCUCUUCUGUCCACCCCUAACAGCCUCUUGUCAUCACUUAGCUACUGAUUGUGCCCCAUGGCUUGACAGUGGAGGGUUAAAUGAGGCAUGGAGUCCGUCACAACCUGUAACCCUCUCCCCAGACGCUCUUUGCCUCUGCUGUGGCCAUGGGGCUUUUAUCUUAACAAUCCCUCCUACCCUUCCUCUCCACCCUUUUUUUUUUUUUAAUAUACUUAUUUUGCUAUUGGGGGAGGGGAAUAUCAAAUGAACAAGAUCACUUUUAAAUGGUAGUUUUUAUAAGAUGUUAUAAACUUGUUAUCUUUUUACCAUUAAAGUGCAGUGUAUGUUCCUUCGUGAUAUAUUUAGGAUAUUUAAAUAAAAAGAAAAUGGGGCUUUUCUACGUACUA
Messenger RNA from Equus caballus (horse), 4243 nucleotides. The record is from RefSeq and is a predicted model, not a curated record. Lineage: Eukaryota; Metazoa; Chordata; Mammalia; Perissodactyla; Equidae.